Messenger RNA from Thamnophis elegans (Western terrestrial garter snake), 789 nucleotides. Its product is annotated as NAD(P)(+)--arginine ADP-ribosyltransferase 2-like. Gene Ontology annotation, molecular function: NAD+-protein-arginine ADP-ribosyltransferase activity; NAD+ poly-ADP-ribosyltransferase activity. The transcript is spliced from 2 exons. The record is from RefSeq and is a predicted model, not a curated record. Bases 1 to 789 code for a protein of 262 amino acids. NCBI's taxonomy places the organism in Eukaryota, Metazoa, Chordata, Lepidosauria, Squamata, Natricidae.
AUGUCCUUCCACACUUUCUCUUUUCUCGGACAGGUGUUGUGUCUCCAAAAGAUUCCCCUCGGCAUGUCCACGAAUUCUGUGGAUGACCGGUACAUUGGCUGCAACCCCAGGAGAGAGCUCAAGCUCCUGAAGCCAGGAUAUAUUCCCAUACCGAUAAAAUAUAUGGCGAUCUGGAGAAGAGCCAGAAGUCACUGGGCCAAACUUGGCCAAACUGUCGGCAAGUUCAAUCCGACCUAUGGCACUGCAAUUGUGGCUUAUACAAUCAGCAGCAACCUGUACCGUGAUUUCAAUAAUGCUGCAAGACAAGCUGGGAGAUCCCAAAGCUCAUACAACCACUAUUCCUUCAAGGACUUCCACCUCCUCCUAACCAAAGCUCUUCAGGCCAAGAGGAUCCAGAACAAAUGCUAUGAAGUCUUCCGCGGGAUAAGAGACAUCCAUUUCACCGUCCAUAGCAAACAGUUUGUCCGCUUCGGACAGUUUGCUUCCUCAUCUUUGCUAAAAAACAAGGCCCAAGCAUUUGGCACGGGCACCCUCUUCUCCAUCAAGACCUGUCACGGAGUGCCCAUUUACGACUUCUCAUACUACCCGUCCGAAAUGGAAGUUCUCAUCCCACCCUACGAGAUGUUCUUCGUGAAGGGCCAUAAGGGACGCAUCAUCAGAUUAGAGUCCCUAGGUGUUGCAAGCCGGUUCAACUGUGAAGUCCUGAAAGGUAAGAGGCUGGAAGUGUGGAGAACUCGAGGUUCAAAGGAGCCAGCUCAGUAUAGGAAGGCUGGUCUCCUUCUGACGUGA